Messenger RNA from Abrus precatorius (Indian licorice), 3067 nucleotides. RefSeq lists its product as uncharacterized. Bases 2054 to 2800 code for a protein of 248 amino acids. NCBI's taxonomy places the organism in Eukaryota, Viridiplantae, Streptophyta, Magnoliopsida, Fabales, Fabaceae. The record is from RefSeq and is a predicted model, not a curated record. The transcript has a single exon. Gene Ontology annotation, cellular component: plasma membrane.
CUCCUCUUCAAUCUCCAGGACGCGAUGAUAUGGUUGAUCUCCCAAGGUGGGUUCAGUCUGUUGUUAGGGAAGAGUGGACAGCUGAAGUUUUUGAUGUGGAGCUAAUGAGGUACCAAAACAUUGAAGAAGAAAUGGUGCAAAUGUUGCAAAUUGCCAUGGCCUGCGUGGCAAAGAUGCCAGAUAUGAGACCUAGCAUGGAUGAAGUAGUGCGAAUGAUCGAAGAGAUUCGGCAAUCCGACUUGGAGAACCGACCAUCUUCUGAAGAGAAUAAAUCUAAGGACUCAAAUGUUCAGACUCCAUAGAUUAACUAGCAUUUUGCUUAACCAGGAAGCAACAAUAAAUGGUAUAUAAUGGUGCAUUCUUAGUCGAGUUUUCUCAAGCUGUAUUCAAACCUUUCUUUCCAAUUGUUUAAUAUCUCUCAUAGAUGUUGUUCCAUGAGUUAUUUUCUCCUAUAGGUAGAUUGCUUUUAUGAAUUCUUAUGUAUUAACAACAUGAUUCAAUUAAUGAUCUUCAUUCAAGCUCAUUUUGUCCCGUGAAAUUGUUUUUGUGCUAUUUUUAACACCAUAUGCGUAUUAUUUCACCUUAUGAAUAAUGUUACCUUGAGUCAUGUUCAAAUAUUUUGUGUUAUACAGGUUUUGACUCGUGAAGCGCUCUCAUUUCAUCGUGAGUCAGCGUGUUGAGUUAAAAGAAUGAGUUGAAUGUGAGCUGUUUACAAGUGCAUGAUCUCAUUUUCACCCAGUAUUCUAACUUAAUUUGUAAAUUUUCUUUAUGAUAUAAUCUCUCCAAAGGUUUGUGUUAAAACAAAAUCAAAGCACCUAUCUAAACGAAAUGAUGCUUUCAAUAUGUAUUUAAGUCAUUUUUAAUAUGCAAGAUUUUAAGUAAUGAUAAAAAAAAAAAAAAAUCUAAUGAAAGAUUCUAAUAUGUAUUUAAGUCCUCAAAUGAUAAAACUUUUUUUGGUCUUUUAUCUUAUUUUUUGGCUUAAAGGUUUUUUUUUUGCUUUAACCCAACCCUAAUGUCAUAUUAAAAUAUAAAUGUGGAUUUGUUUUAAGAUAGUGAGUGACUUAUUUAUUUAAAAUGUUAAAAUUCGUGGGUUUUUUUUUUUUAACUAAUUAUUGAUCUUAUUAUCUAACAAAUUCUCCUUUUAUCCUCCUGUAUGAUUCUCGAAGUUAGGUGCCUCUAAUCAUAUUAUGGAUACUUUGUCAAUCUUGAAUUGCCAGGUUACCACCGAUGAGUUCAUGGUUGCAAAACUUAAGGGUCUUCCAUUUACACAAAUAGAUUCCACUACCAUUCUUACUUCCUUUUACCCUCUUCACCUUUCUUCUGCUUUUAAUAUCCCAUGUUUACUUAAAAUCUUAUAUUCUUUCUCUCAACUUUUGUUAAAUUCUUUACUUGACAUUUUGAGGUAAAGACUUUGAACAAAAUCAUUUAUUUCAAUACUUUCCUAUUGAAGGACUUUGUCUUUUUUUAUGUACAAUAAGCAUUAGAAAAGGUUUGGCAUUUCUAAUGGCCAGCCAACUCUAUCAAAUCAUUUAUCCACACAAAGGUUAAUUACUUAAAGACAGUUUCUUAGAAUAAAAACAUAAAACUUGGUAGAUGUUGCAACCACUUCGAUAAUUUCUCCACCGUAAAAGAUAUCCUUUGUGCACAAUGUAACAAUGUAACUAUGAUUUUCUAUUUAAAGUUCUGUUUAAGAAGAUUGUCUAUUUAAAGUCUGUUCAAAUAGCAUUUUGCUUUGUAAUAUACUAUUAGUUAAAUAUUUACAUUACACUAUAAAUAUAUUAUAUCUGAAAUAGUAAGUAUAUAUUCACAGAUAAAUGUCAACUAUAUGACUUGGCGAAACUACAUGCCCCUUUAAGACCAUUCUUGUCUCCAUAUAUAUAUCCGCCAACCUUGAUUUACCAUAUAUAGAUUUGUGCAUUUGUGGUGAAAAAAACACUAAACCCUUGAAGUUAAAGAAAACCAUCAUACAAAUAACCUAUCUUUUAGCAAGGUUAAUUAUGUUAAACUAAUUAACAUUAGGCAUAGGUGUGUUCCCCUUGAAGGUGGUCAAUAUAUGGAGGAGCAACCACAAAGCAAGUCGGCGUUGGUGAAGAAUCUGUCCACCGGCAGUUUCCGGAAUCCGAGCCGCCGCGUGGCCUUAGAAAUGCCCACCCACCACCGCACUUGCUCUAGCCCUAGCGACAUCAAUUCCUCCAUUGACCACCUUGACAAGAGACGUUGCCAUCCAUGUUGUUUUGGAUGUUGUGCAUGGACAUGUGUUGUUGUGUUCGUCUUAAUCAUUGCUUUUCUCUUUGUUGGAAUCGCCUAUGUGGGUUUCCUCAAAUCAGGAAUGCCAGAAGUUAACGUGAGAAUGUUCAACAUAACCAAGUUACAAGUUGAUAAUAACACACAAAAGAUGGAUGCAAUUAUAAACCUAGUACUAAAGGUUUCUAACAAGAAUGAGAAGCUUAAGCUUUUUUAUAGCCCUCUUUCUGUUGAUGUCGCAAGUGAUGAUGUGCCAUUGGGAAAGACCAAAGUCCAUGGAUUUUCUCAAAUGCCUAUGAAUGACACCAAUUUGAAUAUGACUAUGGUAUUGGAAAAUGCUGAUGUUAACACGUAUGCUGUGGAUGAUUUGAAAUCAGACAUCAAAGCCUAUGAGAUGGUGUUUGAUGUGUAUGUCAAUGGGAAAAUUGGUUUUCAGGUUGGAAGUUGGCAUAUGAGUAAAGUCCCAUUUCUAGUAUCUUGUCAUCAAAUCAAGCGCAUGGAUGUGGAUUUUGGAAGAAGGCCUCCAUGUAAUGUUAAGAUGUUUGCUAUCAGGUAAAAUUAACUAGAUAUAUAUUGCUAAUGUUAUGCCAUUUUGGAUUGCAUAAAUUUUGGUGAUUAAUUGAUAGACAUUUGUUUGAAUUUGAGAGAUUUGUAUAUCUAGUUUGAUGAAACUUGAAACUUGAGCAAGGAAUAAGGUUGGCCAGGGUCUGAUUUUCAGGUAGAGAUAUGUUCAAAUUGUGGUUGACUCCCAGUGCAACCAAAAGAGAAAAAAAAACAAAGGCAUGCAUAACAGAAAAUGAAAUUAUACAUAUGAGGGUGUUUC